UAUUUUGUCUACAGGCUGAAGCAAAAUUUGGCUAUCUUUUGGAGGCUUUAGACAUGGGUGCUCCUCCACAUGUAUUUUGAUGGAUAUGGAUAUCAUGGAGCAUCACUUGAGCAAACAUAUCGAUGUUACCCUGCAUCUUUUAUUGAUAAGCCACAGAUUGAAAAUGGUGAUAAAAUUAUAAUGCCUCCCUCAGCCCUUGACCGUCUUGCAUCUCUUCAUAUUGAUUAUCCUAUGUUGUUUGAACUUCGCAAUGCUGCUACUGAGCGCAUUUCUCAUUGUGGCGUUCUUGAGUUCAUUGUAGAAGAAGGCAUGAUAUAUAUGCCUUACUGGAUGAUGGAGAAUCUGCUCUUACAAGAAGGAGACAUUGUGUGAGUGAAAAAUAUGACUCUCCAAAA
Molecule: messenger RNA, 395 nt
Organism: Camellia sinensis
Lineage: Eukaryota; Viridiplantae; Streptophyta; Magnoliopsida; Ericales; Theaceae
Source: RefSeq, a predicted model, not a curated record